GCAUUGUCCCUUGACUGAGAGGAGAUCGAUGAAGUGAAACAUCCGACGGCAUUGCCCCUUGUAUCAGAUUUUGGAGGCGCUUAGAGGGUCGCUUGGAUCUGUUGAUAUUGAAUAAGGUUCUCUUGGUGGGCACAAGUAGUCAGACAAUGAUCGGCAGGCCAAUAGUUCCUGAUGCAGCAGUUCAUGCAGUUGUUGAAGAGCAUGUUAGCAUGGACACAGAUGAAGGUGGUCUUCGCUACAGCGAUCAUAUUUAUCAUGAAAGAUUACCAUCAGAUGAAGACGAAUCAGAAGAUGAAAUGUCAAUUCGGUUUGGUAAAUGCACAGAGGUAACUGCGCGUUCAAAGGAGGCAACGGGGAGUGGAAAACCGGCUGAAUCAACAGAACUGAGGAAAUCACCUGGAAUAGCACAAGAGGACAAAACAUUACCUGAUGUUGGUGUUGAAAGGCCUGAAUUUGUGAAACAUACGGGGGCUGCACAGCUAAAUGGUAAGCAUUUUGAAGACCUUACAAUGGACGAUAUGAAGGCAGUAUACUUCCCAACCGUACAGGAAGCAGAGAAGUUCUUGUCAUUGUACUCACGAAUACUUGGUUUCAGCAUACGGAGGGAUAGGUUGCAGAAGGAAGGCAAUGACAUGGUGGUAAGGAGGCAGUGGGUAUGUUCAAAACAAGGACUGGCAAGUAUGAAGUCGAGCGAGCAUAAAGGUGUGGAUAAGAACAAAUUUACAAAGCAUCAGACCAUUGGGGAGCAGAAGAAAUCGAGGAGGAACAUAGUACCUAGGGGAAGGAGAUACACAAGAGUUAACUGCCAAGCUGCAUUCAGUGUUAGAUAUUGCAAGGAAAAGGAGCUAUACCGCGUGACAAAGUUUAUACAUGAGCACAAUCAUGAGCUUGCCAUGUCCCAUGAGGUUCAGUUCUUGCGAUCAAACCGAUAUGUUGAAGACAAAGAUAUUGCUCAGGUUGAGUGCCUUCGUCGCACACAAGUGUACACUAGUAGGGCUUAUGAGCAUCUGGUAGAGCAAGCUGGGGGACACGACGGUGUCGGCUUCAUCAUAAAAGAUCUGUACAACAAGAUUGCUGAGAAGAGGAAAAAUGCUGAGCUGGAUGGGGAUGCACAGGCCGCAUUGACUUGGAUGAACAUGAGGGGAAUGGAGUCACAACAGUUCUGCUGCAAGUACAGUUUGGAUGAAGAAGGCAGACUAGCCAAUUUGUUUUGGAGGGACUACCAAUCAUUUUUGGACUACAGCGCAUACGGUGAUGUGGUUAUUAUGGACAGCACAUACAAGACAAAUAUGUAUGGAAAGCCACUUGUUGUAUUUGUUGGGUGCAACAAUCAUAGAGCUACUGUUGUUUUUGGAUUUUCCCUUAUACGAGAUGAGAGGGAGGAUACGUACACGUGGGUGUUCAAGAACUUCCUUGAAUCCAUGGAACAUAAACAGCCUUCAUCGAUCCUAACCGAUGGUGACGAGUCAAUUAGGAAUGUGGUAGAGCGAAUGAUGCCACAAGCUCGGCACAGGUUAUGUGCAUGGCACAUUGGCAGAAACAUAGGGGAGAAUGUGAAGGAUGCUGCUGCUCAGAAAACCAUUGGGAAAUUGAUUUAUUCGUCAAUGACUAUCAGUGAAUGGGAGGCUGCUUGGCACUCAAUGGUGGUCAGAAAUGGGUUGUCGGACAAUGCAUGGGUUACAAGCUUGUACAACAAACGGGAUAGGUGGGCGGAAGCAUUCUUCAAAGGGCAUUUUUUUGGAGGAAUGUGCAGUACCCAACGAGUGGAAGGCAUGCACGCAAAGCUGAAAAAAGAGAUUGGGAGGCACACUAGACUAUGUGAAGUUAUGCCAAGAAUGGAGAAGACACUUGGGCGCAUGCGGAACCGAGUAUUGUAUGACAACUUCAGGUCCAAAAAUAGUGCACCGGUGUAUGAGACGCACAUGAGGGGGAUCGAGGAAGAUGCAUGUAGGCUGUUCAUGCAUGACAUCUUCAUUAUGAUCAAGUCACAAAUCAUGUUCGAGAGGAGGUUUGUUUUAGUGCAAAAGGUACCCUUUCCUAUCAAUGACACAGUGAUAUUCUAUCUUGCCCAAUAUGACAGGCCUGAACGACGGUGGUGUGUUUAGUUCCAUGGUGACCCGGAAAA
Rosa rugosa (rugosa rose) is the source of this 2125-nucleotide messenger RNA. RefSeq names its product protein FAR1-RELATED SEQUENCE 5-like. The transcript is spliced from 3 exons. The record is from RefSeq and is a predicted model, not a curated record. NCBI's taxonomy places the organism in Eukaryota, Viridiplantae, Streptophyta, Magnoliopsida, Rosales, Rosaceae. Bases 147 to 2105 code for a protein of 652 amino acids. Gene Ontology annotation, biological process: regulation of DNA-templated transcription.